AAGACACACACGCACACACGCGAACGACGACAGGACGGCGGUGCGGUGAGCUGCCGUGUGUGCAGACUAUAGAAGAGGCUGCGGCGCAUGUGAACUGGCUAGUAGCCCGAGGCGGAGAGAGAGAGACGAAGAACAGCCAAAAGACCCAGCCGCGCUGCCGCCUUGGACAGUUGGAGCAGAGACGCGUCCGCUCGCUCGGGCAAACGGCAUUGUCAGAGACUACAUACGUAUAUAUAUACGCGUCAGCAAGAGUGUACAGCCCGGCGCCAGCAGAGAUGAAUGGCGGUCAGAGCGCUGCGCAGACCGCGCGCAAAACAGCUCGCCGCCGCCGCAGCAGCAGUAGUAGUAGUAGUAGUAGCGGCAGCGGCGACCAGCAGCAGUGGGUCGACCAUGAUGGCCUGCCCACUUGGGGGCGAGUGCUCAUCGCAGGCGGAACCGACUGGCCCAUGCUUGGGCGCAAGCAGCCAACCAAGGCUCCCUCUGCAGCCGGCCCGCCCCCAUCCUCCUCCUCCUCCGUGAACAGCAGCAACCCGCUGCAGAUCCCCACCGCCGACUUACCCACGCCGCACAUUCUUCGCGCGCUCUCCAACGUGCGCAUCGCCAAGAUACGCUCCUCGCAUGCCAGCUGCCACGCCGUCUUCCUCUCCACCAAGGGCCACGCCUACGUCCUCGGUCGCAACGAGCACGGCCAGCUCGGCCUGCCCGUCGCACCUGCUUCCCACGCAGCAGAUAGCAGCAGCAGCAGCAAAGCGCAUGCAGCCGCGCAGUGUGGCCCCGCCGUCUUUGCGCCAGUGCGCCUCUCGCGCACGCGCCACUUCCGCCCACCCCUCCCGACUGGACCGCGCGGCGCCAUCAUCGAUGCCGCCUGCGGACGCCACCACACGCUGCUCGUUACGCGCGCCGGCCACGUCUAUGCGGCCGGCAGCUGCGCCUCGGGCCAGACCACCUUCCUGCCCGACCGCCGGCACGGAGCAAGCACCGGGAGCAGUGGGAGCAUUCUUGACGUCUUCACGCUCAUCGACGACGCACCAUGGAUGCGCCCGCGCGACCCUGUCGUGCAGGUCGCUGCCGGCGCCACAUUUUCGCUCGCGCUGACCGCCGCCGGGUGUGUCUACGCGUUCGGCAGCGCCGAAAAGGGCCAGCUCGGCAACGGCCGCACCGGCGAGCACAUUGCCACCGGCAACCGCACCGCCUACGCCCUGCACGCCCGCCCGCUCCUCGUCAGUGCCGGCGGCCUCGCCGAGCACAGGGUUACUCAGAUCAGCGCUGGCCUGCAGCACGCUGUUGCGCUCACCGAGGAGGGCUACCCGUUCGUCUGGGGCUUUGGUGGCUACGGCCGCCUCGGACUCGGCACCCAGCACGACCAGCUCGUCCCUACGCUUGUUCACCAGUUUGCCAAGGACCUCGUCAAGCUCAGGGCCGCGCAUGUCAUCGCCGGCCCCACGUGCACCGCCAUCAUCGACGGCCAGCGCACCUUCUACCUCGCCGGCAAGUGGAAGACCUCUGGCGACGGCGGGCUCGGCCAGGGGUUCAUGACGUACAAGUAUCUACCGGACAUGAUGGGCGUCAAGGUGCAGCGCGCCUCGCUCGGCGGCGUCACGCUCUUCGCCAUCUCCGACGAGGAUCCCAAACUGCAAGGCGCGCACAAGGCGACGAUGAACGUCUGCUGGGGGCAGAACGCCUCCAGCGGUGAGCUUGGCCUCGGCGCCGACAAGCCGCGUAGCGCGACCAAGCCGGUGCGCUGCGAGCCGCUCGACGGCAUCGCACUGCUCGACGUCGCUGCUGCGCAGAACACCACCUUCUUCCUCGCGCGCAACCAGGGUGACGCAUAUGCGAACCUCCCGCGCUUCCCCGAACAAGUCGAUACCGUCGUGCAAGAUUGCAUGGUCUGCGGUCGUAAUGACGAGGACGCCCAGGCGCAGCGCGGCGACCUGCUCGAGUGCGAAAAGUGCGAUGGACCUUACCACCUCCAGUGCCUCCACCCGCCGCUCGACGGCGUCCCAGACGGCGAGUGGCACUGCCCCGUCUGCGUCGAGGAGGGCGAGCGCGCCGGCGAAGAGUCGCAGAGCGACGCUGAUGCCGACGCCGAUGCUGAUGGCAGCGAGCAGGGGCAGGAGCACGCUGGUGCGAGCCGCGCGCAGCAGCAGCAACUCGCUGCUUCCGGGAAUAGUUCCAGGACCGGCAAGGGCACCAAGCGCAAAGGCUCACAAGACGGCAUCGACAAGGCAAAAACGUCCGGCAAGAAGAAGCGAACCUGAGCGGCAUGGUCGCCUGCUUCCGUUUUCGUUCUUGCGCGUGUAAGCGAAAAAAUACUACGAGAAAAAAAUGGAUGCAUGCGAUCCGAUGCUUUUGAAGGUUUAUGGAGUUUCACUUUUGGCUUCUUUCGUUCGCGAAGAGCGC
Messenger RNA from Tilletiaria anomala UBC 951, 2400 nucleotides. RefSeq names its product RCC1/BLIP-II. The transcript has 4 exons. NCBI's taxonomy places the organism in Eukaryota, Fungi, Basidiomycota, Exobasidiomycetes, Georgefischeriales, Tilletiariaceae. The coding region runs from base 276 to 2258 and encodes 660 amino acids. The record is from RefSeq and is a predicted model, not a curated record.